Oncorhynchus kisutch (coho salmon) is the source of this 2802-nucleotide messenger RNA. Its product is annotated as probable E3 ubiquitin-protein ligase DTX2. Bases 1 to 1005 code for a protein of 334 amino acids. Lineage: Eukaryota; Metazoa; Chordata; Actinopteri; Salmoniformes; Salmonidae. Gene Ontology annotation, molecular function: metal ion binding. The transcript has 7 exons. Gene Ontology annotation, biological process: Notch signaling pathway; protein ubiquitination. The record is from RefSeq and is a predicted model, not a curated record.
AUGUCUGUUUCCUGUUUCCUCUGCUGCAGUGUCCCCGCCAUCCCUCUGCAACGGAAUGGAUCCACCGGUGUGAGCUCAGCCCUUGCAGGCAUGGCCUCCAUUUUGAUGUCAGCAGUGGGACUCGGCGUGCGCUUCACGAGUGCCCCCCUCCCGCACCCCUCCUCCUCCGUUCCUCCUCCCCCCAGCAGCACCAGCAGGCCCGCAGGCUCCAAAACUCACAGCAGCAGCUCGGUUAGGAGGGCAAAGAGGCAGCACAGGACAGCCCAGAAACCAGAGGAUGUCAUUCACCGCUACAUGGAGGAAGUGGCCUCUGCUCAAGACGAGGACUGCAUGAUCUGUAUGGACCGGCUGUCGUGUCCGUCGGAUUACGCCGUGGCGUCCGAGGGAGCACAAUCCAUCCCACCCGGCGCUGUGGGAAAGUUCACCAAGUGUGGACACACCUUGCACAUGCUCUGCAUGCUUGCCAUGUACAACAAUGGAACCAAGGAUGGCAGCCUCCAGUGCCCGUCAUGCAAGACAAUCUAUGGGGAGAAGACUGGGACCCAGCCCAAGGGCAAGAUGGAGAUCUAUAGUAUCGCACAGUCCCUCCCCGGCCACCCAGACUGUGGAACUAUCCAGAUAAUUUACAGCAUUCCCCCUGGGAUACAGGGUCCAGAGCACCCUAACCCGGGGCAGCCAUACACCUGUAGAGGCUUCCCUCGCUUCUGCUUCCUCCCAGACAAUGACAAGGGCCGAAAGGUGCUUGAACUGCUGAAGGUAGCGUGGACGCGGCGCCUCAUCUUCACAGUGGGCACGUCUAGCACCACGGGCGAGCCCGACACGGUGGUGUGGAAUGAGAUCCACCACAAGACUGAGAUGAUGUCCAACGUGUCAGGCCACGGCUACCCGGACCCCAACUAUCUGGAAAAUGUGCUGUCCGAGCUGUCCUCCCAGGGGGUGAACGACGACUGCCUGGUCAAACAGGAGGGCCCCAGCCAGGGAGGAGCGUCAAACUCUGGACUGUGAAACUGACCCUGAAUCAGUUUCCUCAUAAUGUCACUACUUCAACAUAGAGAACAUAUUCACAUUCCCACUUGGAUGUUUUUUUGUUUUUUUAAUCUUAUUAAAUAUUCAAUGCGAAGCAGAUAUGUCAAAGUGCAGUGUGCAGAAUACUGCACUUACUGAUAAUGUGGGGUUUGUCGUGGACUUUAUUUGCUGUAGUAGCGCUCCACCAGCUCUUGGUUUAGUCACCUGUUCCCUAUAUAGUAAACUACUUUUGACCAGGCUUCUGGUCAAAAGUACUGCACUACAUAGGGAAUAGGGUGCCAUUUUAGACAACCCUUUUCUUGAAAAAAAGUCAUGUGCUUUUUUUGGGGGGGAGCAGCCUGAUGUGUCGCACCUCUUGGCAUGCUCCAUGAAAGGUGGCAGCUCUUGCGUAGGAACACAGACGUCGGUAGCACUUUAGUUUUGACAGUGCAUUUAAUUAACACUUAUAGUAAUUACCAGGUUAAUAUCUGUAAUUGUUUUUCAAAUUGGUAUAUUAUGCAAAUACUUUAGUGAUAUUUCUCUUGAAAAGCAAUGUAGGCCUACUUAGGCAAAUCACUGUAUACACAAACACAUUAAAUACUAUACAAAAUGGUAGCAAAGUGAGUACCUGCUUGAUUGUGUUAUAAUGGGAGGGGGGAGAGAACUGUUUAAUUGGUAAUUUUCAUAUUUGUCAGUAAUGAAAGCACUGUAAAGGAACAGAUGUCUGUAAAUGCCAGUUCAUUAAGAAGCAUAACAUGGAAGAGAAACUUCUCACUUUGCCUUUGGUUCAGCAUAAUAUAAAUAUUUAAAUGCAUUAACCAUUUGUAAUAUUUUUAGUUUUACCUAAUUUGAUGGGAAACGUGGAUUUGUAAUGCACUCAUGCUUAAUGCAGACUGAGCUGGGCCUGUAUUCACAAAGUAGCAGUGCUGAUAUUGAUCAGGUCCUCCCUGGCCUAUGUAAUCUUAUUCUAUAAGGCAAAACUCAUCCUAGAUCACCCCUCCUACUCUGAUGCUUUAUGAAUACAGACCCUGAUGCUUUGCUACACACCCACUUAGAGCUACAGAGAAGUAUGGAGACCUCCUUAAAGUUGAACUUUGGAAGCGUUUGUGCAUCUUGGAAAGCUUACAGGGACUCUUGACCUGAGCCCUAUACUACGUACAUUGUUUUGAGGAGUUGGCAAGGUAACUUUGGUCAGGUACAGGUACAACGAAAGUGGCUCAUCUUUGAGCCAGGUACAUUUUUAAAUGGCAACGAGUCCUUUUAGAACUAACCAGCUCCAGGGCAGGCUGUGUUCACAUUGCCCUAAAAAAGUGAACUGGGCUGUGGAAUUCAAGCGAACUGAACUUUGACCAGCUCUUGAUGGUCUGUUUGAUUCUCUUGAGGGGUCUGAGAUCCUUUUGGAGAAUUGCCUGGAAGGGGGGGGGACCAAGUGUGAAAACACCCUUAGAAAACCUUGAGUAGAUCUCACUUAAAAAGAGGAAGGGAAGUGCUACUAAGAUUUCACUUCAAUUGUAGUAUAGGUCUACCCCCUCAGCUUUGCACUAGAAUAUUUAAAAACAGAAAAACGACUACCACAGGUCAAUUCACUUUCUCUGACAAUCUGGACAAAAUAGCAUAGCCAUCAAGAGCAGUCUGGAGUUUUCUUUUUCGGCAUGUUUAGGGUAUAUUAACCUGGAUCGUUCAAUUCCACAGUACUGCUGUCCAACAUCCAGUUAGGUGACAUUUUACUCAGUAUUCAGGUGUAUGCAAGCAUUUUGAAAAUGUUCUCCGCAAUAAAGAACUGAUAAAUGAAUUCCA